Mycetomoellerius zeteki is the source of this 1128-nucleotide messenger RNA. RefSeq names its product selenoprotein T (gene SelT). NCBI's taxonomy places the organism in Eukaryota, Metazoa, Arthropoda, Insecta, Hymenoptera, Formicidae. Gene Ontology annotation, molecular function: thioredoxin-disulfide reductase (NADPH) activity. Gene Ontology annotation, cellular component: endoplasmic reticulum membrane. The transcript has 4 exons. Gene Ontology annotation, biological process: cell redox homeostasis. The record is from RefSeq and is a predicted model, not a curated record. Bases 385 to 960 code for a protein of 191 amino acids.
UCGAACGAGGCAUGCGCACAAGCGAGAAUGUCGAAAUGAGAAUGAUAAUUCAGAUUCUUGACGAUGACAGACGAUGAAAAUUCAUUUUUGGAUCGGUCAAAUUAAAAUUUGACAGUAUUAGUUAAUUUGGCAAUAUCAGCGUGCUGCGACGAUAAUUGUGAAAUCAGGGAGCUCGUGAUAAGUCUCAGCUUUCAACAAAUCGCUAUACGCAACUACGCACGUAUAACACAGGCACGUAGUGUACACUAGAGAGCGAAGGAUAGAAAGAGAGGGAGAGAGAGUAGGUAUCAUGCAGUAAUUCGAUGCGUUCAGUUGCGUUUGGUCGUCGCGUGGACGUGAUUGUGGAGUUGUAUUCUUCAAUGAAUUGACAAGAACACAAUAAAUAUGCGCUGGUUAAUCCUGUGUAUCCUUGCGGUUAUGCUGAUGCACAGCAUAGAUGGGAACGUCGAGGAGGCGCCGUUAACCAAACUCGGUGCAAAAACCGGACCGACUCUGAGAUUCUUUUAUUGCUACUCGUGCGGUUAUAGAAAAGCCUUCGAACAAUACGUAAAUAUUCUUAAGCAGAAAUAUCCAGAACUUCAUGUCGAAGGCGAGAACUUCAAUCCACCUGGUUAUCAUAUGUUAAUUGCGAAAGCACUGGGCACGUUAAAAAUACUUAUAAUUAUUUUAAUUGUAAGUGGAGCCAAUUUUGGUUUGCCCCUAACAUCGAUAUGGCAGUGGUGUAUAAAUAAUCGUUUUUAUUCCUGUAUAUUGAUUUUCCUGAUUGGCAAUGCCAUAGAAGGCCAGUUGGUCUCGUCAGGUGCAUUUGAGAUACAUUUCAAUGAUGUUCCUGUUUGGUCAAAACUCGAAACUGGCAGGAUACCACAACCACUGGAAUUAUUUCAAAUAAUUGACUUUCAUCUAGAUAUGCAAUUCUCAGAAAUGGAAAUGGAUGUAGGAAAGAUUAAGUUCCAAACAUAAGAUAUAAUGUUAUUUCAUAUUCUCUUGAUAAAUUUAAACUGUGUACCAUGCCAGAAAGAAUGCUAAUGGUGUAAUGUGAUGAAAAUAUGUACAAUAUGUAUUUGUUAAGUAAGUAAGGUCUUUAAUGUACAUCUUAUCAUAGAAUAUAAUUCCAUUAAGACUACAAAC